AUGAACAGGAAGAAUCACAAUUUCCCAGACACAUAUCUGAUUACUGGCGAGGCCGAGAACCACAAAAACACUGCCGAAACAGCCAAUGGAAGGCUAGCCCUGAAGUACCAGCACGUAAGCAUCGGCAACUACCUGGAUAGCGAACACUAUUCGCCAUCCUUUAAAUAUGAUUACCUGAUUCCCCUACUCUGGAGCAUGGCCCCUGACAGAGCUCUGAUGGACUUUCCAGUCACGUCGCUGGUCAAAUAUCUGUGGAACCACGAGUUGUACCGUGAUGACGAGCCAGACUGGGUGACGAUACCGGGAGGUGCCGCACAAUUUAUCCGUGCUGUGACAGAAGAUCACCCAGACGACUGUAAGCAUACAGCGACCGAGAUUACGGAAGUGGUGCCUGAGGUGGACGGCAAGGUCUUGCUUCGGACAAAAACUGAAGAGUUUCUUUUCGACCAUGUUAUCCUGGCAGUGCAGGCAGACCGAGCCUUGGACCUGCUUGGAGAUUCCGCGACGCCACAAGAAAGGGAGAUCCUCGAGUGUUUUCGAACAACUCAAAGUAUUGCCGUGCUUCAUGCUGAUACUUCGUUAUUGCCCAAGCAACCGACUGUCUGUACUAUUUCCAAUCAUGACGAUGAAACGCCGUUGCCACGCCAGGAGGUUCACAGCACGUCCAAAAUGUGUUUAACGUACUGCUUGAAUAGACUGCAACAGAUCCCAGAGGAGCACUUUGACCCGCUCCUUCUGACAGUCAAUCCAAUUCACCCACCUUGUCCAGACUUGAUUCGGAGGAUCGAUGAAUACUCUCAUCCAGUGUAUGACGCUCAAACGGUAAAGGCACAGAAAUUGUUGCACAACAUCCAGAAUAAGCGAGGGAUCAGCUAUUGCGGUGCAUGGACGAGACAUGGUUUGCACGAGGAAUGCUUCGACAGUGGGCUAAGAGUCGCCCAGGACCACUUUGGGGCGAUGUUGCCUUUUGAAUUUGUCGAUUGGUGGUCUCUUCCAACCAAGAGGCCGCCUGCAAACCCGUGGGAAUGUUUCACCCGAUUUUGGCUGUUCCUCAUGUGGUUCUGCACAUCAUUGUGGGGUUUCCUGACCGCUACUAUGGGUUUGGUUCUGAAAAAGCGGCGGACAAGGACGAAAGGGUCGUGA
Molecule: messenger RNA, 1143 nt
Organism: Lithohypha guttulata
Lineage: Eukaryota; Fungi; Ascomycota; Eurotiomycetes; Chaetothyriales; Trichomeriaceae
Exons: 2
Coding region: 1-1143 (380 amino acids)
Molecular function (GO): oxidoreductase activity
Source: RefSeq, a predicted model, not a curated record